UCCACUUUCACACUAGUUUCUUUCAAGCAAGCAAAACCAACGGAACUUUAAUUGCGGUGUGCGGCGAACGAGAAGAGAAACCGAAAAGCAGCCAAUUUACUGUUGCGUUCCGAUCCUGUUAAUUCAUCAGUUGCCGAUUCUCCGAUCGCGCCUGUAACUUUUUUGUUUAGUUUAGUGCAUCAAGUGCGAGAUAACACAGCAAAGCAACAACAAACGAAGCGACAGGCCAAAGCGGACGCGCAAAAUACAAUAAAAAGGAAGGAAGAAAACGAAAUACAGCGAGUGAGUGAUCCCGCCAUCAUGAGCAAGAAGCCGACAGCCGGACCGGCGCUCCACAAGGUCAUAAUGGUGGGCAGUGGCGGCGUGGGAAAGUCCGCCCUCACACUGCAGUUUAUGUACGAUGAGUUCGUCGAGGACUACGAGCCCACCAAGGCCGAUAGCUAUAGGAAAAAGGUUGUGCUGGACGGCGAGGAAGUACAAAUAGAUAUAUUGGAUACGGCUGGCCAGGAGGAUUAUGCCGCCAUCAGAGAUAACUACUUUCGCAGCGGCGAGGGUUUCCUUUGCGUCUUCUCCAUCACAGACGACGAAAGCUUCCAGGCAACCCAGGAAUUCAGAGAACAAAUCUUGCGGGUGAAGAAUGAUGAGAGCAUACCGUUCCUGCUGGUGGGCAACAAGUGCGAUCUGAAUGAUAAGCGCAAGGUGCCGCUGAGCGAGUGCCAGCUGAGGGCGCAGCAGUGGGCGGUGCCCUAUGUGGAGACCUCGGCUAAAACCCGCGAAAAUGUGGACAAGGUAUUUUUUGAUUUGAUGCGCGAAAUAAGAUCACGAAAAACCGAAGAUUCGAAAGCCACGAGCGGGCGUGCUAAAGAUAGAUGCAAGAAGCGGAGACUUAAGUGUACCCUACUUUAGGCAUUAGGUAUUUUAUGAUCUAAUCAGGGAUAUUUCAUCGCGUAAAAAACAACGUCAGACGGACGUGAAACAGCCGCCGAAGCCCAACUCUCAUUGCUGCCAACUGCUGUAGGAUGAUGAAGAACAACAACGGACAACAACCAUACGAUGAACAACAAAACAACUGCAGCAGCAACAAAUUGGAAAAUAACACAACGGCCACACGGAUGAUAACACCAACACACAGGAUAUGAAGGAUAUGGAGAACGGAACCAUAUGUUAAUACAAUUUAAUUAAUUAACUUUGAGAACACCAGUACACACAUACGAACAGCAACAGAUAUUAAAACUAUUUGCCACACUCAGAAACUCAAAAUCCAUAAUCCACGUUAACUUUCAUUGUAAUAUACAUAAAUAUAUAUAUAUAUAUAUAUAUGAUUUAGGCAACAAGUUUUUUUUUCGAAAACAUCAAGCGAAAAGCACACAGACGGGCAACUUACGAAUUCUGUCGUUUAUUUUUGGUUACUUAUUUUUUUUUUUUUUUGAAUCAUCGAUGUUUGUUUGUGUUGCCUCCGUAAAAAAAAAAUGUUAAAACUAAAACCUAAAGCUGAAGCUAACGCUUAAACAUAUUAAAUAUAAUCAUCAAUCGUAGACAACUAAAGAAGCCCAUAAUAAUUAUGCAAUUUAAAACUUGCUACAGAUAUUUCUCUUGUUUAAUUAUAUAUACGCAUACAUUUUUUUGUAAUAUUUUUAAAGUUUAAUAGCAAAAUGCAAACCACACAAACCAACAAGAAACCACACAGAAAAGCUUUUUAUAAAUAUAUCUAAAUAUAUAUUUAAAUAUAUAUAAAAUAGUAUAAAACACUUAAAAUCCUAGCGAAGAAACAACAGAGGAAAGCGGGGAGAAAGAAAAAACAGAAAAACAACAAAUAUCUCCAAUUAUUAAUUGUAAACGAAGUGAAUCGAAACAAAUUUUUAAUGCAAUUUUUGUAAUUUUCUAAACCGAAAGCAAAUGUGUAGGGAUUUAUAAACAACAACAAAACCAAUGAGUAAUAAUGGUACACACUAAUGUUUCUGACAAGCUUUGGAGACUUUCCGUUACAAAUAGUUAUUUUCUUUGCCCUGGAACACAUCCAAUAUAUGUAUAUGUAUGUAUGUAUGUAUGUUUAGCAAUUACUCCCGAUUGAUUUGCUUCUUUGUUUACUUUUGUAUAACUGCAUUCUGUAUUGUAAUAUUUAAGCUAUUAUUAUUAUGAUAAUUAUUAUUAUUAUUAAAUAUAUAAGUUAUAUAUGCAAUCAAGUGAUGGUUGGUUCAAUUUUUGUAUGUAUGAAGCAUAUUCCUAGUUUACCCUGUGAAAAUUUGUGCAACACACACGAAAUCUCGACCACGCAAACAUUUGUUUUAUCCUCCUUACAGACUUAUGCGAAUAUCCAAAACAAAAUCAAACAGCCGCAUUUUUUUUAUAAUAUAUAUGUAUGUACAUGUGCAUGUAUAUAAAUAUAAAAAUUACAAUUACGAGAGUUAAAAAAUGUCGAUUGAUGGAGUGUACGUUUAGCUUGACUCAGAAAUAAAACGAAAAAUAUGAAAACUAAGCGGGAAUAUUUAUACUUUGUUUGGGCCUGCCUAAAAGUAUGCACAGUGUCAUGGAAUUUUACCGUUAAAUAAACAGCG
This is a messenger RNA of Drosophila melanogaster (fruit fly), 2555 nucleotides long. It is a transcript of the gene Rala, whose product is annotated as Ras-like protein A. The coding region runs from base 301 to 906 and encodes 201 amino acids. The record is from RefSeq and is marked reviewed. Gene Ontology annotation, cellular component: cleavage furrow; Flemming body; plasma membrane. Lineage: Eukaryota; Metazoa; Arthropoda; Insecta; Diptera; Drosophilidae. The transcript is spliced from 6 exons. Gene Ontology annotation, molecular function: GTPase activity; G protein activity; GTP binding. Gene Ontology annotation, biological process: signal transduction.